This is a messenger RNA of Pseudocercospora fijiensis CIRAD86, 714 nucleotides long. RefSeq lists its product as uncharacterized. The record is from RefSeq and is a predicted model, not a curated record. The coding region runs from base 1 to 714 and encodes 237 amino acids. Lineage: Eukaryota; Fungi; Ascomycota; Dothideomycetes; Mycosphaerellales; Mycosphaerellaceae. The transcript has 8 exons.
AUGUCGAAUAAUGUAGUGCCAAUACACACCGGAGGUCAAGCAGCUACUGCUCAGCUGCCCACAGGCGAGGCUACACAACUUAGAAGUGGCUGUGCAUUCACCCGAAUCAUUCCCGUGCCUUUUUCUUUCAGCGUGUACAGAUACGUCUUCGACCUUUCGUCGUAUCUUGAGCUGACCACUUCGCACAUUACGCUUGAAGUUUUACCAUCCGCGUCCCUCGUUGGGCCUGUCACUCCGCUUACGAUUCUGCGACUACUCGAGGGUGCCCUGGUGACCUCUGACUUUGAAGGACCAUCUUCUAUUGGCGAAAGCGAUGGUGCCUCAGUGCUGGCGGCACAAUAUGUGGCUUGUCCGUAUCACGGUCUAGCCUCACCUCCAGUUGAUCACGUCCAACUGAUCCUUCACCUUGCGUCGACAUAUUUGUUUGCCAGAAUUUCACCAGUAGGAGGCGGCGAUGAAGAUAAGGCAGUCUUUAACCUCAACAAAAACGUCCUUUCGUGUUUCCAUCCAGCCACAAAGGGGAAGGGGCAAACAUGCACAAUCACGAAGCGACGGCGGUUCGAGUGGGGUGACAUGCAUGCUCGAUAUGGAGCUACAACUCCUCGUGGAACCCAGAAUGCACCAACUUUGGCCAGCCUUCUCUUAAUGUGCGAACUUCACGCUCACCAUAGCCCUGAGGCAGUGCGAGCUGAGGUAAUUAAUUCCCGCACCUGA